UGGUAGGAGAAGUAAACAAACAUGGCGGAAUAGUAUUUUUAAAAGGGAGCGGAAAGGUUAUUACGAGCUGUUAGGGAUAAUUAUAUGCAAAAUAUGGUACACAGAAGCAGCAUAACAGCAGUUGGAUAUUAGUAAUGUUGUCGGGUAAAUGGCGAAAUGUACAUGUCUGCAGUGUCAAUGCCUAUAUUCGGAAUCCUAAAGUUUAAAUCUUCGACAGGAGAAGUGAUUGGUGUUUCAACAGACACCAUUGGCAAAUUCCUCAUGUCGGAGUGGUCAAGCAGCACAGGACGGAGGACUAUAAUCAGUCCAGCUUACAUCAAAUCAUACAGCAGUGCCACUACCUGCCCGUGUAGCAGUGGAUACGCCCCAGAGGAGAAGAUGUCCCAUGCAGGUGAUGGCCUGCAUACUCCGGGGUAUUUAUCAUGGAGGAAACUACAGCUAAGUAGAGCAAAGCUGAAAGCAUCAAGCAAAACAUCAGCCCUGUUAUCAGGGUUUGCAAUGGUAGCAAUGGUGGAAGUGCAGCUCAAUGAACGAUCUAAAGUACCUCAGGAAAUGCUGAUAGCAUUUGCUAUCUGCACUACGUUGCUAGUUGCAGUUCACAUGUUGGCAUUAAUGAUCAGCACAUGCAUCCUUCCCAACAUUGAUGCCGUUUGUAACCUACAUUCCAUCAGCUUGGUUCAUGAAUCACCACAUGAACGUCUGCACUGGUAUAUAGAAACUGCAUGGGCAUUUUCUACACUACUGGGACUUCUUUUGUUUCUGUGUGAAAUAGCAAUAUUGUGCUGGGUAAAAUUUUAUGACUUUUCAAAACUUGCCGCGUGGUCUGCUUGUAUUGUUCUUAUACCAGUUCUUGUUAUUUUCUUAGCAUUUGCUGUUCAUUUCUAUAGAUCUCUUGUCACACACAAAUAUGAAGUUACAGUGUCUGGCAUUAGAGAACUAGAACUUUUGAAGGAACAGAUUGAACUAGGUGAUACAGAGGGAAGAGUAAAUGGCAUUGGGUUGUUCAAUAAUGCACAGAUUGUGUAAUGCAUUAUUGAUUUUUAGUAUGAGACCAUAACCUUUCUACUGUUUGCAUCAUUUUCAUUAAACUGGAAAAUGUUACAUGAUGUGUGAUCGAACUUACUGAGUAUUUAAGAGCUGUGCUACUUAUUUGUGUGUUGUAUCUCGAAUAGAAUGCCAAGGUAAAUAUUAUUUCUAUGAUACACUGAAUUUGAAGUGUAGCCGCACAUUCUUGUCUUCCUCAUAGUUUAUAUUCUGCGUUGAUUACUGUUAGUUGUGAAGUAUUUACAAUCAUGACCAUAAAAAAUGACUCAUCCUCUGUGUGUGUGUGUGUGUGUGUG
Molecule: messenger RNA, 1340 nt
Organism: Schistocerca americana (American grasshopper)
Lineage: Eukaryota; Metazoa; Arthropoda; Insecta; Orthoptera; Acrididae
Product: calcium release-activated calcium channel protein 1-like
Exons: 4
Coding region: 157-1026 (289 amino acids)
Biological process (GO): store-operated calcium entry
Cellular component (GO): membrane
Molecular function (GO): store-operated calcium channel activity
Source: RefSeq, a predicted model, not a curated record